Molecule: messenger RNA, 1748 nt
Organism: Phytophthora nicotianae INRA-310
Lineage: Eukaryota; Oomycota; Peronosporomycetes; Peronosporales; Peronosporaceae
Exons: 1
Coding region: 140-1615 (491 amino acids)
Molecular function (GO): hydrolase activity
Source: RefSeq, a predicted model, not a curated record
AAGCGUGCCUGACUGGUUAUCAGACCGCAUCGUUCAGCAUUGCGCCCUCACACGAUGAUCACUUUCCAUUCUUCCAUCGAGUGGAUAACCACCAGUCUACCUGGUACCUUCACCAAGCUGCACACUAGCUGCCUGCACCAUGGUCUUCUUCAAUCAACUCGCCAAGGUCGCACUUGCACUACUCGCUUUACCUGCCCUCGCUGCUCAUGCUGACUCCAGCACAUGCGAAAUCACCGACUCCGAUGCGUGUGCCAUCGACUCUCUCACCGCCUCCACCGACGACGGGAGUGUACUCAUCUACCCUGGUGGUGACACUCGCUGCGCCUUCGACGACUACACGGAUACCGUGACGACCUUUACGUCGAACUCGACGUACUUCUUCCAGGUGUUUCCUGCUGCCAGCCAGGACAAGAAGAAGCUGCUGCUUUUCUUCCAAGGUGGCGGCGCGUGUGUCGACAAGUAUACAUGUGACUUCGCGUUGCAGUGUCAACUCGGCUCCAGCGCUCUGAUCACCACCAAGGCGUCCGUGACGGACACAGGUAUCAUGAACCGUACUUUGGAAGGCAACGUCUUCAACGACUACAAUAUCGUAUACCUUCCGUACUGCACGGGCGACUUGUUCGUUGGCAACAAGUAUCUGGAGUCGUAUGAGAGUGUAUAUAACCAGGCUUUGGGUAACCAACAGUGUUUGGGUCAGAACCAAGGCAUGUACAUGAACGGGUAUAACAACACGAUGGCAGUGUUGAAGUGGGCGUUAACCAAUUACCCAGACCCGGAGCAGAUUGUGAUUGGCGGCUACAGUGCUGGCUCGUUGGCCGCUCAGAUGUGGUCUGCGUUCGUAGCGAAGACUUGGGAGGUGGAGUCGAAAUCUACCAAGUUCCAGGUGAUGGCGGACAGUUAUGUGGGCGUGUUCCCUGAGUACAAGACCCCCGGAAGCGAACUGAUCAACUACUACGGUGGGUGUGGUCUAGUUGACUUCCCAGAUGCGAUGGUGUCGAGAUGUGAGGCGGAGACAGCUACAGUCAUUGAAAUGGUGAGUUCGCUUAUGAACGAGGCACCGAGCGGUGAGUGGCUCUUUAUUGACAGCAUUGCCGACAAGACCCAGCGCAAGUUUUACGAGCUGGUGCUGUUGGGUAUUGCUGGUUACCCGUUCACGAAUCUUUUGCCUGUUGAUGAGUUCUACGGUAAUAUGACGGAGAUCUUGGACGCUUACUCGUUGAUCAUGAACGUGACUCGCUUCAAUAUCGAUAGUGAACAGCACGUGUGGCUAACUGGCAACGAUUUCUCAACUGUGAAAGACCUGGAGGGUGAAUAUCUGGGCGAUGUUUUGAGUUCAUGGUUGUCAUAUUCAUCCACUCCUGCGCCCACGACUGCUGCUCCGACCUCGACUCCGGAGCCAACUACGGUCAUACCAGUGAGCACUUCGACGUCAAAGCCAAGCAGUGCUGCCUCCACAACGAAGCCAACCUCAACAACGCCCGCUCCGCAGAAUUCCAAGCCUUUGACUCCGCCGCAGCAAGCGCAACAAGAGCAGAUAGCUCAGCAGCUACAGCCUCUGAAGGAACUGAUGUGCUCCAUUAUGUCGCAGUUCCACAUCCAAGCACCUCUUUGCUAGAUUGAAUGGCAGGAUAAAGCUCAAGCCAGGUUUUUUUUUUUUAUUAAUACUAAGCGCGAGCUACAAGCACAACCCAACCGCUUUUGUCACUUGCAAUGGUUGAUAGUUUAGUAGAAGAACAGUUGAGUCCUGU